GCAGAACGGCAGCGGUGAACUUUACCCAGAAUCUGUGAACGUGUGUGUGUGUCCGUGUGUGUUUGAGGGGUAGUCCUAUGAUAAAUGAGCACAUCGCCGCGCUGCUCGCCGACCUGCAGGACGUGAUCAUGGGCAGCACCCUGGCCAAGUGCGCCGCCACCGACCUGGGCAUCCAGUGGGCCGGCUGGGCUCUGGCUGCAGCCUUCAGAACCGAGAAGUUUUAUGAUUUGGCAGCCUGACUCUUGGAUUCAGGACAGUGUAUUUGGUGUAAAGUCAACUCGACAGAAAAGUGAAACAAAAGAGCCUACAGGAUCUGGCACAUUUAUACUACUUGCCCACCUGAGUCGUUUCUGGGGAGGAGCCAGACAUGUCCGGCAGAAUGUGCAGACUGGGUUGGUGACAGCAUGGGGACUCAGGCUGGGGACAUUCCUCUUCAUGCGGAUCUUGAAGGACGGUCAUGAUCGCAGGUUCAACAAUGUCAGAGACAGCCCAGGGACUUUCUUUGUGUAUUGGACUAUUCAAGCACUGUGGGUAUUUAUGACCCUCCUGCCCACCCUCAUGCUGAAUACCGAGAAGCGAGAUGUGCCUCUGGGAACGAGGGACUACCUCGGCUGGACUAUAUGGGGCCUGGGCUUCGCUACUGAAGCUAUUGCUGACCAGCAGAAAUUGCUUUUCAAGCGAAACCCAGAUAAUGCUGGGAAAUUCAUCCAGAGUGGACUAUGGGCUUACAGCAGACACCCAAACUAUUUUGGAGAGAUCCUGCAGUGGUCGGGUCUCUGGCUCUCAGCCUCAUCAGUGAUGCAGGGUCCCCAGUACCUGAGUGUGGCGUCGCCUCUCUUCGUCUGGUUCCUGCUGCGUUACGUCAGCGGCAUCCCCAUCCUGGAGAAGCAGGCCAUGAAGAAGUGGGGAUCAGUUCCAGGCUUCCAGGACUACAUCAAGAACACUCCUCUGCUCUUGCCGUGGCCUAAAUUUUGAUGUCACGUUGAUGAACGUUUUCUUAACUGAACAUACGUUUGUCGGUGUCCUGAGCAAAACUCAAAAUGUCUGACAUAUUCUGUCAAAUAAAUUCCAGUUUAUCACACAAUCCUUAAAU
Molecule: messenger RNA, 1093 nt
Organism: Etheostoma spectabile (orangethroat darter)
Lineage: Eukaryota; Metazoa; Chordata; Actinopteri; Perciformes; Percidae
Exons: 6
Coding region: 223-975 (250 amino acids)
Cellular component (GO): membrane
Source: RefSeq, a predicted model, not a curated record